Messenger RNA from Ceratitis capitata (Mediterranean fruit fly), 2367 nucleotides. RefSeq names its product arginase-1 (gene arg). NCBI's taxonomy places the organism in Eukaryota, Metazoa, Arthropoda, Insecta, Diptera, Tephritidae. Gene Ontology annotation, molecular function: arginase activity; manganese ion binding. The coding region runs from base 1256 to 2323 and encodes 355 amino acids. The record is from RefSeq and is a predicted model, not a curated record. The transcript is spliced from 5 exons. Gene Ontology annotation, cellular component: nucleus; cytoplasm; cytosol.
AAUUGGUGAAGCAAUCUACGGACGAGCUCCUCCUCCAUUUUGUUGUAUGCGACUUGAUAUUUUUCCCUCAAAAUGGAUGGUCCUUCAACUCAAAAAUACCCCCUCUAAGUUAAGUUUGACACAUUUAGAAAAAUCUUUUCUGUAAUUUUGGAAGCUAUUCAAGGAUUCGAAUCCAUAGCUCUCGGUUAUUUAACCACCCGAUUAGCUAGAGUGGCAGUAUGGUGGCUGCAAGGUAGAUAUAUCCUUUCAUUCUAUAUCAUUAAACAACUGGAAAGUGCAUAUUCUGCGUCCGCCAUUGAAUCGUUUCCCGCGUGACAAAUCCUAAAGCCAACCUCUGAGCUCGUCACGCGAAGGUUUCAGAACUGGACGCUGGAGACAAGGCCGACGACAGCUCGCAGGCGCUGCUCUUGUGAACAGAAGCUAUCAUAGAACGAACAAGCUUAAAUGGCUCCAUUAAAGUAUAGAAUUUUUGUAAGGUUAGAUACUUUUUGAAACACUGUGAUUUCUGGCAAAUAUUUGUCCCUUAAUCAAACCAAAACGAACUUAUGUACAUUAGCGAUGGAAAUAAAUACAUUUUAUAUACUAAUCGCACAUAAACAACGCAUUAGUUUAUGACCAAAGGUUAUCAAAGCAGCUCUCGUGCUCGAGCGUUUCUUACGCCACACAUACUCGUACAUGUUGUGAUAAGCGUCCUCCAAACAACAACAGCAACAGCAGCAGCAUCUUUUACUAACUCGCUUUCUUUUCUUGGCUUAGCACACCGCCAAUCGAUGUCUACUAUGCCAUUCGCUCGCAGUUUGUCAAACUAAUCGGCAGUUUAGAGAUUAAACACAAUUAAACAUUGUCAAAACAAAAUUUUGUUGCCUUGCAAAAUUCUUUCACUUUAUUUAUUUUUUUUUACGAUUCAAGUGUCAUAGGAAUUAUAUUAUUGUUUGUGUGCAAAGCAAACAGCGGAAAAGAAUUAAUAUAGAACAGACACCAAGCCGCGCACAUUUUGAAAUUGUAAACACCAAAACAGUAGAAAUUGCUAUUCUUAUCGGUGAUAACCUUUUCAAUAACAUAAAAUAGCAAAAAUAAGUGAUUAAAACGCACUAGACACUUAUGUUCUUCAGCAAAUUUUGAACUUGCUCUUAAAUUACGCGCUACGUCAUUUGGCAACAGUUAAUUAAGAACCCCAGCGGAAGUGAAACGCAACGCCGGCAACGUACACAAAUUUAUUUGAAAUAUAAAAACAAACUAAAAUUCACCUAAGGCCAUGUUAACACGUUGUGCUACACGCCUCGCGCAUCGUUUGCAGUCUGCACGUCGUCAUUUCAACAGCAAUGUUGCUAGCACCGAUGGCGAUGCCAAAGCGCGCUUGGGCAUAAUCGGCGUACCCUUUUCAAAGGGUCAGGGCAAGGGUGGUGUGGAGAAAGCACCCGCACUUCUGCGUGAGCAUGGCCUUGUGUCGCUGUUGGAGCAAGUUUCUCAUGGCAAUAUGGAAGUGCACGACUACGGUGAUUUACAAUUUGACGUCGAUCCGAUACCUACAGAAGCGCCCGAAUAUAGUAAAAUAAAAAAUUAUGGUGAAUUUAUGGGUUGCAAUAAAGCUUUGAUUCGCAAGGUGCAAGAGGUUUUGCAGGAAAGCGAUCAAUUUCUGACGAUCGGCGGUGAUCAUGCGAUUGGUUUUGGCUCUGUCGCCGGCCAUUUACAACACACGCCCAAUCUUUCACUCGUCUGGGUGGAUGCACAUGCGGACAUUAAUUUGCAUAAUACCUCGGAGUCUGGUAAUAUUCAUGGUAUGCCUGUCUCAUUUCUACUCAAGGAACUACGGGUCUUCUGGCAGCAUGCAAAGCUUGAGCAAACGGCGCCAGUAUGUUUGGCCGCCGAUCAGCUUGUAUAUAUUGGCUUAAGGGACAUUGACCCGUACGAAGCAUAUAUCCUUAAUAAAUUGGGCAUACGAGCGUUUGCCAUGGAUUCUGUGGACAAAUAUGGCAUUUCAAAAAUCAUUGAGCGUACUUUGGAUUCACUGAAGCCACAAAAUAAGAUACAUGUCAGUUUUGAUAUUGAUGCGUUGGAUAAGACUGUGGCGCCCAGCACCGGCACCGCGGUGUGCGCGGGUCUCACAUUGCGUGAGGGCAUUUCUGUAGUGGAAGCGUUACGUGAUACAAAUCGUGUGCAGGGCAUCGAUUUGGUCGAGUUAAAUCCGAGCCUGGGUAAUGAACAGGAUGUAAAGACGACGUUAGCGUCGAGUUUGGAGAUAUUGAAGAGUAUAUGUGGCUAUAAGCGUAGUGGAAAUUUCGCCAAUAUAAAAAUGGAUUUAUUUGAAACGGUGGAAAAUUAAUUAAGCAAAAGAAAUAUAAAAAUUUACAUUAUGCAUAUAUAGUA